Molecule: messenger RNA, 6744 nt
Organism: Thyridium curvatum
Lineage: Eukaryota; Fungi; Ascomycota; Sordariomycetes; Thyridiales; Thyridiaceae
Exons: 9
Coding region: 1-6744 (2247 amino acids)
Source: RefSeq, a predicted model, not a curated record
AUGGAUGUGUACAAUAGCGAGGAGGGCCUGGAUGAAGAGGAGAUGGGGACGAGUGAGGAUUUUCUGUCGGAUCGAGAAGCCAGAGAGCUCGUCGCGACAAUCAGAAGAAAGCAUACCUCUGUCGGCUACGAGGAGCUUGCUGUAAUUCUAUGCGACUUAUUGGAUCUCACAUCAUCGGACCUAUACGACACCAAGACGCACUUUCUUCUCGAGUUGCUGCAGAAUGCCGACGAUAACCAGUACCACAGUCACUCGGUUCCGACAUUAACCUUUACGUGCGAUGAAAGAGCGGGCAGCCUCCGGGUUGACUGUAACGAGACCGGCUUUGAGGCUAAACAUGUGCAGGCCAUCUCUACAGUGCGUCGAAGCACUAAGAGUGGCAAAAACCAUUCUGGAGGAUUUACUGGCGAGAAGGGGAUUGGGUUCAAGAGUGUCUAUAGAGUGGCAGAGAAGGUAUGGAUAGCAUCACGCCAGUACCGUUUCAUGUUCGACAGCACAGAGAGAUUCGGGAUCAUUGCCCCGAAAUGGGCAGAUUUUCCCGCGCCGACUAUUGAGGAUCAGACGUCCUUCUACCUUCAAUUGGCCGAUCCAAACGUUUCAGUAGACCUUACCAAAGAGCUCCGCGGCUUUGGACCGAAUCUUCUUGUAUUUCUGAGGAGAGUACGGCGCCUCGUGCUUAGUGUUUCCGACCGAGACAACAAAGGAUGGAAUCGUACUUUUCGGAAACAAGUUUUCGAGGAAGACGGGGACCAAGUCAUAGUCAUUCACAUGGAUGAGAGCCAGGUACGGUAUCGCACGUCGACAUAUCAAGUACUGAACUUGCCAGCUGAGAAGAGGAGGCCGAGUUCUCAUCUCUGGGAACUCGUCCUCGCCUUCCCAGUCACCGAUCUUCCUGCUCAACCGAGCCAGUGCUCUCAGUACGUUCAUGCUUUGUUACCAAUCAGUGACUAUGGCCUAAAGUUUCUACUUAAUGGAGACUUUUUGCUCACGGCAGACCGCUCGCACAUUGACGUUUCAAACCUCUGGAACCAAUCGCUUCGAGACAGUCUAACUGACGCCUUCAUUCUGGCGGUACACAAUCUUGGCCAAGGUUCAUUGAAAUACUUCUGGCCAUUCUUUGUCCCCGACGCCGAGGUUUCCGAGUUCUUUCAACCCUUCCGGGAGGCUGUGUUGGGAAAGCUGGGUGAGAGCAAGGUCUUGGAGUCCUGGAACGGAGAAAUGUGCAAACCGUCCGAUCUCGUUUAUGUCUGUCCCAGCAGGUUCUCCGACAGUAACGGCCGUCCUUUCACCUUGUAUGACAAUACCGCCAGUCGCUAUCUGUCUGCAAAAUACCCGGAGUGGCUAACAGCCUCGCUUCUCGAUCUCGGCGUGUCUGAGAUGUCAGAGCCAACAUUCCUGACAGACCUUGAGUCUAUGGUAUCCAAGCGUUCAGUGGAGCUACGAUUGAAACAACCUGAUUGGCAUUCUCAACUUGCAAAAGUCCUUCUGCCCAUGGCACAGACUGCCGCCUAUAAGGAUAUCCUUGCAAAGCUACCGAUCAUACCACUAUCCAACGGACAAUGGACAUCAGCUGACAAGAGCCCUGUCUUCUUCAAUAAGGAUCUGAACCCAAAAAGCUUUGAGUUGGCCGAUGAUAUGCGAAUCAUUGACCCCCUGGCCGCCACAGAGGAGCAUCGACGCAGCCUGUAUCAGAAGUUGGGCAUCGUGGAAAUCGAACGGCCAGAAAUGUGUUCCCACAUUGCCAAACUACACGGCUCAGCAUCAUUCGACCCGAAUAGGAUCCCUCGGAAGGAGCUCAUCUCACACGCUGUGUUCUUGUUUGAGUCUUCGUGGCGCCCAACUCAUGACAUAGAUCUUUGGUUUGCUACUUCUGACGGCGGUAUUUGCAAAGGCUCGCAGCUAUAUCUCAGGGUUGAUUUUGAACCCGGGUCAAUAGCUGGGAAGAUCUUUGGCAAGCUUGAAAAGGAGUUCUCGACACCUCACGAGGAAUACAUGACAUACGUGAAGACAUUAUCCAGUCAUGACAUGGAGAUUCAAGAGAGCGCCUGUGUCAUCUCAGAUGCCCUCAAUCUCGUUUCUGAUGGACCAAACAACGAACUACACUUUUCAGACAUCCCCCAGGAGGCCAUUCAGAGCUCUGUAUCCGUCACAAUCUUCGAUACUUCCACUUGGGAUAGGUUCAGCUUCGACACAGUCUAUGAAACCGACUCUGCGGAUGCACCUGCUAGGAAUAAACCGGCUAGAUUGCUUCACUCUGGCCCGACCAGGCCCUUCGACUAUUUGUCGGUGGACUACUUUUACAACAUGCUGUUCUUACCUGAACCUUCACGUGGAACUGAUGUAGAUUCAUUCAAGUCGUACCUCAUCAGUACUCUGCGCCUAUCAUCUAUCCCGCGGCUUGUCACUCACUUGGACAACCGGCGAUUCACUCUAUCAGAAGAAUUCAAGUUUCUCUUCAGAGAGUGCCCUGUGUCCGAUGUGCUCCACCUACUGGUGGAACAUUGGGAUGAAUAUUCGGAAUGGAUUGAAAUGGACACGCACAAGCGACACAAUCCGGUCCUAGUCGAGUCUCAUGAGAACCUACUCAAAGACAUGAGGAACAGUCUAGUCCGAACUCAACAUGGUUUGAAAUCUCUGCGUCAAAUCAUCCUUUCUUCCUUAGACCCCCACAUCAAGCGACUUGAAAUCCCAGUGACUACGAUCGAUAUAGAAGGCUCUGAGGACCGGUCGCUACGCCGCAAGCUGGGUUUGCUUGGCAUCAAAGUUGAAGCAGACCUGGACUAUUAUCUGUCUUGUUUGUUCUCACUUGCUGAUCAAGGCGGCUCGCCUGAGCAAAAUGCAAUAUUGCAUGUCUAUGAGCACAUUCAAUCACGCUACGAGGAUGACGAAGUCGCGGUAUUGGCUGCGUUUGAGUUCAUCCCAGCACUGUACAUCGGACCAAGUGGCGGGAGGUCAGGUCGAUGGCUGACCAUCGCACAGUGUCGCAAGGAGCGAGUAGAUCCAUGUGCUAUCUAUCCAACAUGCCAUAACCUAUUCUCCGAGCUCUUUCACUAUCGCGGGACCGAGAUAGACGCUGUUGUGAACAAGGCAGGUUCUAUUGACCGUCACUGGACAUUAAGUCGCAUCCUCAAUGUCCUGGCCGACCUGAGUGCAAUUCUGGCGCCCAUGACCCCUGCGAAGGCUAGACAUUCGGUUCAGCCUCUGAUGAAGAAAGGGAUAAUUCCGGUUCGGAAGAAACAGGGCUAUGACACUGCUUGGGAACUCUGUCGUCCUUGCGAUAACUCGUGGUUCAUCGCGGAUCGUCCACACCUCGCCAAGAGUUUCGCCGGCAAGGUUCCUCUGUUAGCUCUGAGCCCCGGAGACCUCGACACAGUUGGCGCACUAUUCCAAGCUAUGGGGUUCCAACCUCGACACUUGACGAAACUUGUUGAAACGACUGUCUACCCGUCACGGACCUCUGUUUUUUCCAACUCAGACACUCGGUUCCUCCAAUCUCGACUUGAAUAUGUUCAAUCAUUAAUCCCUAAGUCAGAAAAGGACAGAGCCGAUACAUGUCUCCAGCUUGAAACGGCUGAGAUCAGAAUUGUGGAGCAUAUCUAUCAAGUAUACUCCUUCACCUUUGACGGGAGCCAGAAAUAUGCCAGCCACAAGACCGAGUGUGACGCAACAAUGCUAACAAAUCGCUCUGGCAAUCUCUCGAUCUAUAUUGCAAGAAGGAAUCAUGUUCGGAAGCAAUUUCCCUUUGAGCUCAUCGAUAUGAUCGCAGAGCAUUGUCGAAUCACCGAUCCUCGGGAUUUAAGCUUGCUCUACACAGCUCUGAGCGAACCGGAUAUCAGGAGAGUUCAAACCGCGUUUGCCAUCAAUGGCCAUUACUUUGACAAAGCUGAUGACGACGACGACGACGAGGACGAUGAUGAUUAUGAUGACAGUGACUCAGAUGAAGAUUUUCGCACACGCAAUGGUAGGAGCGCUCGAAGGUCUCGUACGGGCGACAUAUUCAAGCUCUCCGACUUCUUCUCCGAUAUGGAGAGCAGCGACAAUGACGAUUCCCAGCCCAGAAGCAGGGUGCCAUAUUCUAGACCGAAGAACCCUCUCAGGCGACGAAGAGGGAGAGAUCCAGACGAGGACGCAGACAGACGUAUCCCCUUGUUGUCGUUUACUAAGAUGGGAGUAAUCCCAAACGAAGACCCCGUUCAUGCUCAAGGCUUGUUUUGGCAGAGUCAUAAACUGGACCCCAGCGACCAUCUCCAGUACCUAGGACAGACGUUGGUGUCUAGCUUUCUUCAAAGAUAUCUGGGGCCAUCCUAUGACCCUAUCCGGCACUGGACAAGUACGCUCCGUUCAAGAGCAGGCUUGCCAGCGUUCGAGAGCAGCGAUGGACCAGCUCCUUUCACCCUGGAGGACCCUCAAUCAUCAGCAAGGUUGACAGAGCUUUUAACAAAGCUUGACAAGUUUCCUAAAGGGAUGGGGGACGGCACAGCGUGGCGGUCCAUAUCGCCCCGUUAUCAUUUUGAAGUCGUUGUUUCAGAGGGUGAUGCGACUUCAUCAUUCGUUUGGAAUCUGGAACAGCUUCGGAGAAUCCGCAGAUAUAGACUGGAAAAGUCUCUCCACAUCGGCAUCGAUGUCAUACUCCUAGUGCGGGUCAGCGAUGUCUACAAGAAUCCUCAGUUCGAGAUUCUUUUCGAUCCCUGGCAACUUAUUCUCUCCGAUUCUCUAUGCCUCGAGGGGAAGAUCAAGUGUCUUGCAACAAUCAAAAACGGGUGCUCACCACCGGAUCCAGCCAGGGCACGAAAGCCUCGGGCCGCUCCACUCCUGAGUAGUAGCCACUACACAGACACGAUCAGUUUACCUUAUCAUCAGGCCCCGUGGACGAUCCGCCAAGCCACAGGAGAGCGUAUUCGCAAUUGCUUGUACCCUGAGGAGGCCGACAGUGGCUGUGAGAAGUCACUACCUCUGACUGUUAGCAGGAAAGUCCGCGUUGAGUUCUCCUACAAGGCCCUUAGGGCCAAGCAAACGCGGUUUUUCAUGCUAUUCCCCGGCAAGAAUGAAGCUCCCCUCACUGGUAUGGUAUUUACUUGCUCGAGCAUCAAAAACAGCGGUCCUUACAGAACGCUGUCCUACGAGUGGGGGUUGAACACCGCAACGCCGUUGCACAAGCUGUGGACCCCGGACGGCUUUCUGAACAUACGAGACUCUCUGAAUACCUGCCUCCGACGUCUGAGGGACGAAAAGAGCCCUAUUGUACUCUGGGUGGAUGCAAUAUGUAUCAACCAGAAGGACGACGUUGAAAAGGCAAGGCAAAUCCGACUCUUGCCAGAGAUUUUCCAGAAUGCGACCCGCACGAUGGCGUUCUUGAGUGCCGAGACACAGUACGACAAGGCGAUGGAAACUCUUCUUCAAGUGGCUGCCAAGGAGACCUACGGUCGCGCAGCAGGGAGGGACUGGCCAGACGGGCUCGACCCAGUGGACCCAUCUUGGGAAGAGCGGUCGUCGCCGCAACCUAGCGACCCGAUAUGGCGAUCUAUUUCGAAGCUCUUCGAAAGCAACUGGUUUCGCCGGGCAUGGAUAGUCCAAGAAGCCGUCAUUGCGCCGACGGUAACUAUUGUGUGCGGAAGCUGGACGGCGGACUGGAACGAUAUCCACAUCGCCGUCCACACCAUCGAGCGAGAGCAUGGUGGUCGGCUGGGGACAUGCUCCGCAUCGUGGGUACCAUUCAUGAGACUUUCACACCUCCGGGAUCAUGAAGCACAUCACCACCGCUGGAAUCUACUGUCGCUGUUGGAGACCUUCCGUCAUGUCAAUUCUACACUACGGCGGGACCGAUUCUUCGCCUUGCUCGGCCUGGCUUCUGACGGAAACGAAAAGAACUUUGAGCCGGAUUACAGAGAAAGUACCUCUUUCUCCAGUAUUGCAUCUAGGUUCGGCCGCGUGUUUGUCAGCCAGGGACACGGCAUGCACCUUCUCUAUCGCGCGGGUUUAAAUCCCCAGUCCAAGGGCUUCCCGUCAUGGCUACCUGACUUGACGUGCCCCAUUACAAACACCCUUCAUGACAGACAAGCCGAGUUCAAUGCUUCAGAGACUCGAGACGAAGUCAUCAGAUGGCUGAAUGGCAACCUACUGCGGGUGACUGGAGCAUAUGUUGACGAGAUUAUGCACAUCAGUAAUCACUCAAACUCGAAUGAAGCAAGGGAGUGCUCUGAGUACUUCAAGGAGGUGGACUCAAUGGUCGAUUCUCUCCGGAAGUUCUACCCCAAAGUUCGUCUUGAAGAGAUGAAGUGGCGAGUGCCGGUGGCAGGAACGACAGAUCUCCCAAUUACCGACACCGACCUUCAGAAUUCUUACAAAGCGUUCCGGGAGGUCCUGAAGAAGGCUGCUUUCAGACGUGGGAGGACUCGUGUUUACGACCACAAGCCAGAGGCCGAUUUUGAUGCUAUCAGUAGUAUGCUGGGCGCGGGCACACGCCGGGAGAAAUCUGCGGCAUACAGCUCGAUGCUGAGUGACAACAUCCGCGGCUGGAAAUUCGUUACGACUAAGAGGAACCUUUGUGGAAUCGUUCCUGGCGCUGCUCGGGUUGGGGAUCGCGUUUGCAUUCUCUUUGGCGGCAACAUUCCAUUUGUAAUGCGCAGGAGCACGACCAGAUCGUAUUGUCAUGAACUCAUUGGCGGGUGCUAUGUUGACGGUGUCAUGCAAGGGGAGGCUUUAGAGUUUGACGAUUUGCAGACAAAGUGCUUUGACAUUUGUUGA